ACUUUGCUCGAACACACAAAGGCAUAUCGGAUGCAUGGGCAACCGUUACGUAACAUCUUCUCUUAACUGCACUGGCCUAGUUUCAGCGUUUUCAGAUAGCCGACCGUUGUCCGCAUUGACGCAUUGUUGUAAUGAAGCGCAUUGGCUCAAGCAGCUCUACUCAAAGCUUGCUUCGAUUUCGAAUAUGUAGCCUACGACGAGCUCUGUUCUGCAUUUUCUGCACGCCGCUCAUUUUUAUUGUCCUCGUCGGCCGGCGCCAGCUACUACUGGAGGGGCUGGGACGGUCCGGGCCUAAAUGCAUCGGCUGGCGAGCAACAUUGGCUUGCCUUCCCCUCGGGCCUCGUGACCCGGGCGGGGAUCUGGGCUGCGAUCAAGUCGUUUACGGCAGCGCCGGCUACUGCUUGUGCGAGGGGGGCAUCACUACCGCCAGGGUAUCUUGUGGGGAGCACGGUUUUCGCUGUCAAGACAAAUGUGCUGAACUUGGGUGGGAGGUUGCGGAAGCAGCCGCAAGAACAACAGAAGCAGCAACCGCAGCUUCGGAGGCAGGAGCUAAAACAGCGGUGUCGUACACUUCUUCCUCGUAUUCGUACUAUGAUGUGGACGAGUCGGAUCCGUUUCGGUUAACGGGAGGAGCAGCAGGAGGUGCGGCUGCAAUGCUGGCAGCAGCUGGAGGGGAUGCUAAAUUGCUUCCGAAACCGCUCCAGUGCCGCAACCACCAACACCACCACUAUCAGCCGAACCCGCAGCAGCAAGACAACGGUGCUAACGGUAACGUUAGUUACCAUGAUAACGACAGCCUUCUUAACCGACAAAACGAAGAGGAGCAUCAGCAGCAGCAACGACGACGACACCUGAUCGACAAACCUGCCAACAGCAACGGCAGCAGUACGGCAACCGAUGUGGAUGUACGGCAACGCGAUGUCGGCUUCCUGACCCAGAGUGCUAGCCGGGUGUGGGACAUGGUAGACGAGCUGGUGGGGAGACAUGCUCCCGGCGACGAGGUGCGCGUCCCCGGCCCCCGCACUAACAAGGCCGACUGGGUUCUGGAGGGACGACCCGUAAAACCGGCUGUCGUACGGCGGUUAGCGGAGGCAGUGGCGGGCCUUAUGGCGGAUCUCCCGCCGUACCCUGAUCAUAACCCUGACGAUGCUGCUGAUAAUGAUGUUCAUAAGAAGGGCAGUACGGCAGAUCCGGAAAGUACGACUCGAUCUCGGGAGCAGCAGCAGCAACAGCAACAACAGGGGCAGCAGCAGGCGAGGGGCAGUCAAGGUGGCCAGUCGCCGGCUGCUCCCGCCGUGUUUGCUGGGCGGGGUGUGGUGAUGGUUGGGGGCGGGUUGCGGUACCUCACGCCGGCCUGGGUCAGUCUGCACGUGCUGCGGAGGUCGGGCUGCACCCUGCCGGUCGAGUUAUGGUUUCCGGUUGAGGAAUUCCCGCCCGCGGCUCUUGAGGAGCAGUUGGGGCGGGAGUUGGGAGUUCGUUGCAGGCGGUUGGCGGCUCGUGACCUGCCGCAGCGGGGCUUUGGAGUCAAGAUCGCUGCACUGCUGCUGAGCAGCUUUACAGAGGUGCUCUUCCUAGACAGUGACAAUGCCGUACUUCGAGAUCCAACCUACCUGUUUGAAUCUCCGCAGUACAUCGCCACAGGGGCCUUACUGUGGCCCGACUACUGGGUUCGUACAGCAGCACCUGAGGUCUCCCAAAUCCUCAACAUCUCCAACCGCCAACUGCCGUCAGGGACCUACGAGAGCGGGCAAAUGGUGAUAGACAAGGCCAGGCACUGGCGGGGGUUGCUGGUAGCAGCCUACCUGAAUGUGUACGGAAAACUGUUUUCGGAGCUGCUGACGUGCUACGUGGGCAAGGGUGACAAGGAGACGUUUGCGUACGGCAUGCUAGCAGCUGGGGAAGAGUUUUGGACCUCCCCUGUCCCCCCGGGGAGUGCUGGGGUGGAGGCGGUUGUGUGUGACCCCCCAUCUUCCCGGCAUCGUAGGAGAUUGAAAUCCAAAGUACGACAUACACAUGGAACACACCACUACCACCCCCACCAGAGCGGAGGAGGAUGGUGGUGGUGGCUGUUUGGAGGAGCUGGAGGAGGGUCAUGUCACAAGCAGUUUCUGGGAAAUACCAUGGUACAAUACGACACAAAUGGCGCCCCGCUCUUCUUCCACGCCAACUACCACAAAUGGGAUCUUCAACUGCCGGAUUCCUUUGACAACGGUUGGAACCGCCGUUGGCAGUUGCUGCAACCGCACGGCCUGCGAGUGACGGAUGUGUUGUACGGCAAUGGAACGACAAUCGUUAACACAUCGAGCAUUACUCAAGGAGCCGUGAUUGGGGCAGGGUACGACAUUGAGCGGUUCGUGUACAGCGUGCUGGUCUCCCUCCGCUGCGCCCCCUGGUUCCCCGCCUACUACUCUGCGCGGCUGCGGAUGGGCGACCCACCGCAGCCCCCGCUACAGGGCUUCCACCCCUUGCCCGAUUACACCACAUUUAGAGAUUACUACAGGAAGGGCUGGCACGGCAACUUCGCCCCGAUCGUACGGCCCCCGUUGACGCUGAACGACCACCUAACCGCCUGGUACUACGGAGGCCCACGCUGGACCCUACGUCCCUGGGAGCGACGGUUACGUCGUUGGAAAAUGAAGUUGCGGUCGUUAUUGAGCUGCAGGGGUUGAGAUGCAGGUGUCGCCAACGUAGGGUAACGUUGGAACUGCGCGCGCAAGUAUGUGCAAGUAUGUGCGUCAGUGUGUGUUAAGGAAACUGGCCGCGAGUAGGAACGUACUGUGUUUGUGAACGGCGAGUAUUCUGCUUGUGGGUCUUGUGGUAGAGAGGUUUGUGACGGUAUCAGUACUUGUGCUUUUGGAGCGACGGUGAAAAACACUGCUGAGAGGAGAAAGAAAAGCGUGAACGAGACAUGACAUGACAGUAUGACCGAGACUUGCAGCAUACGUGUAUUUUCCAGUCGUUUCCUCACCAAACGAGCACAUGUGUUCCGUGUUACUUCCGGAUAUGUACGGAAGGUUAUGGAGUGAUGGCUGUGCGCGUCCUGAAGGGGGAGGAGGUGUCGAAGGCUUUUGGGAGUCGGCAGGUGUUAAGGAUAUACCAGCAUGGGAAGGAAAGAAGGAUAGGACCGUAAAGAAAGCAGGGUGAGAAGGCACUGUGCAGUGUAUGGUGGGUACUGAAUUAAAGUUGUAGGCCGUACGAGCCCAAGGGUUGUCGUACUGAGGGGGGCAGUAUCGACGACAUUGCAGAGCGUGCGGGCAUGUGAUGAACUAGGUCUGGAAGGGCGUCAGGGGAUUGUCGGAAGAUUUGGAGAAACCCCAACCAACCUUUCCGGAUGUCUGUCAAACCGUUUACUUAUUUGGUUUAGGGAUGCUCUAGGGGAGUAGCAGAGGGGCAGGGAUGGAAGGGAUGCCGUCUCCUUCCACCUCCUUUGGGACUUAAUAUGUAGGAGGAAUACCGGUAGGGGAAGUGCCUUCCCCAUACUGCUCCUACGGCAGUCGGAGUGGGAUGGAACAUGAAGUGUCGUCAGGUGUAUCGUCUGGUGCAGUCUUCCACAUACAGCACCGUACGUACCUUGGUGUACCAUUGUGUUGCCGUACGUCUUCGUACGUAUCUUGGUGCAAAACCAUUUAUGAAGACCACCAACACCAACAAUGUGUCAACAUGUGACCAACAUGGUAACAAGUUUCCUGAAAUGUAAACAAGGUUUCAAC
This is a messenger RNA of Astrephomene gubernaculifera, 3710 nucleotides long. NCBI's taxonomy places the organism in Eukaryota, Viridiplantae, Chlorophyta, Chlorophyceae, Chlamydomonadales, Astrephomenaceae. The record is from the annotation of a GenBank genome assembly.